AUGCCAGCUGUGACUGCCUCUACCUCUACAUCCACCAUGCAAUCGUCUCCGCGAAACAAGAAGCUCGCGGGACCGCCGCCGGUGAGCGGAAUCGCCCAAGCUCAAAACAAGCGCCCGUCUUUGCGAUACUCGCUCAAUCACCUAGGAAAAGCGCUGGCAGAUGCGGUGGGAAAGGAAAGCAAAUCGUCUGUGCACGUUCGGAGUGCGUCUGCCAUUCCAUCUUCACUGGUGGACCGAUCGGGAAGUAGUACACCAUCGACAAGACCAUCGAGUGGGCUUGCUCGUCGACCGAGUAUUGCGGGAGCGUUUGAGAGACCGUCGUUAGAUGCUGCUAAACCUCCCCAGGUUCGUACUCGUACGAUGUCUGCUGUCGGACGGGGCUUACCCUCCCAGUUAAAGUCUACAAUUUCGCCCAAACGGGCAUCGCCUCCCAAGCCGAGUCAACCUCCGCCCACGACCGCCCCUACUGCACAACCACUCACUCGCCGUCGAUCCUUUAUGAUCAAGGGCUCUCUCACUGCCCCAUCGACUACGGCACUUCCGGCAACUGCCAAUCCUUCUGGUGCAACCCCCGUCGCCGUCGGAACAACCAAACUCACGAUUCGACCGAAGAUGUCAGCCCCUCCCCGUGUUACGACCGAAGACGAACGGCCCAUCGAGGUCAAGGAGCGACGCACGGAUAGUCCCCGGGGUCCGCCUGUUGCUACUAUCAACCGAACGAGAGAACGAGUCGAUUCGCGUGCUUCGCCCGUUCGCCUUCCGCUUCCGACUGCCAAAGGCCGAGCCUCGCCUACUCGCAAUGACCAGACCCCCACAGCGCCUCCCAAGGACGAUCGAGCUCAACGUAGGGAGCGUCGUGAAAAGGAAAAACAGGCUUCCGAAGAAAAGAAAGAAGCCAUCGAGCGAGAGAAAAAGGCUGCACUGGAACGGGAGCGGGCCAAGGUCGCUGAAGCCAAAAAGGAGCCGUCGGGACACCGGACUUCUGGAUCUACCGCUACUCUCACAUCAACCUCGAGCAUCUUUACUUCCGCCAGCCGUAGCAGUACCGGAGAAUCACAUACUUCUGGAGGCGCAUCUACCAAACUUCCUAAAUCCAACACUGCCGUCUUUCCUCGUGCUGCCCAAACCACACCCAUGACCCGGAGCCGAACUGCCACUGGAAGUACCCACCUUGGAGAAGUAUCCUCCCCGGCGAUCAGUCGCACUCUUCUUGCAUCCCUCUCGGCCCAGACCGAAUCUCCCAUCAUGGCGCCCCUCGAUCAGCGCCUACGCCGCGCAGGGUCGUUUACAUCGCUCAACUCGAGUCUGCCCAGUUCUACUCUUCCCAGCCCUGUACAUCCUGGCACAGUCACCUUCCCUCCGCCCGCCCCUGGGCUCAAGGGCAGAGGAAACGUAAGCGACGAUGACUGGCAAGAAGAGGGGGAUGUAUCUGCUUUACUCGAGACGGUUAUUUCUCCCCUCAAGGGCCAUGCAACUCCCGCCAUGCCCCGGUACACCACCUCCAAGUCCAAGUCUUCAUCGAGGCCUCAGCCUCCCGAAACGCCCUCCAGGACCACGGGACUGCCAGGCCGAGAUGCACUGUCCUACGUCUCGCCAGCUCCACCGGUCGCCCCAUCGGUCCAACGCACCAAGGCCGAAAAAGUGGGCAGAGAACGUCCAAACGGCGGAACACACCGUGGCCCGCGCGAGUCGAUCCUUUCGUACGACGCACUCGUCGAGCGAUCUCGGCUCGAAGAAGGGGACCUGGAAGAUAUGCUUCGCGCCCCUCCCCCCGCCGUCGGCCUCAUCAGCCCCGACAUGCGUCCUGCCCGGAACUUGCCUCGUCUGACAACGGCCGGUCCCAGGCGCAUGAAUUUGGCAUUGGGCGGGAUGAGCGAUAGCGAAGCCGAGAUUGAGGAAGAGGCCGAGGAGCAGACCGUGCACGUCCCUGCCGGUGGGCAAUCCAUUUCCCAAGUCUUGUUCCCCCUCCCUGGUCCUUCGAGUUCGUCUUCUCCUAUCCGAGAACGCAAGAACAGUAAACUGGCUGAAAAGGAGAGGCUCUGGAUGGCCAAAGAAGAAGCAUGGAGCCGCGAACGGGCUGAAUGGGAGACGGAGCGCGCACGAUGGGAAACUGAGAGGGCAGAGUGGGAAGCUCAGCAAGCACAUUGGAGCUCCCAGCGUACGCAGUGGAAUACUCAGCAGUCCGCAUGGUCCGGCCAGCAAACGCGAUGGGAGACCGAACGUGCUGGGUGGGCCGCGCGGGAACUCGAGUUCAAGUCGGCCGUUUUGGCACGAGACCAAGAUAUCGAGGCGCUCGAACAAGAGACGAGUGCACAUGUUGCUGAGAUAAACCAACGUUCAGAGGAGCACCGUCUGGAGAUUGAAGCUUUACUUAAACGUGUUGAAGGAUUCGCUCAACAGUCGCAAGAGCUUAAAUUGGCCAAGGAGCGAGAAGCCAAAUUCGAUGUCCAGUUGAGGUGUACCGGUGCUUUGAACGCGUGGACCGGGGUGUGUGCGAGCUUGCGUGCCGAUGCGGCGUCGUGUGCGGCCGAUCGCGCGGCCUUGAGGGUGAUCUUGUCAGGAUUGGAAACGAUGAUUAGGACGUGA
Messenger RNA from Rhizoctonia solani, 2586 nucleotides. RefSeq lists its product as uncharacterized. The coding region runs from base 1 to 2586 and encodes 861 amino acids. NCBI's taxonomy places the organism in Eukaryota, Fungi, Basidiomycota, Agaricomycetes, Cantharellales, Ceratobasidiaceae. The record is from RefSeq and is a predicted model, not a curated record. The transcript has 2 exons.